AUUCGUCUGUAACAAAUGUCAUUCGUGAAUUGUAAAUGUAAAUUGCACCGUCGUAUUUACAAAGAAAAAUAGAUUUUAAAACGUAAUAAAUUAGUAAAAAUGCUUUUAAAUUCCGCUCUCUAAUUGUCCUAUUAAGCGUACGUUUUUAAUAAAUCGAUAUACAAGGUUUAAAAGUUUUUGUAUUAUGAAAAUAUCAGAAAAUACGUGUACCAUGCACAAUGGUGAAGUGUAAAUAGUGUGUACUGUGUAGUUAGCUAAACGUAUCCAAUAUGUGGUCUUUUUUCUCACGGGAUCCUACUAAGGACUUUCCUUACGAAGUAGGGGACCCUGUGCCAGGUUUGGAAGACAGAAGUGUGUGGACUUUGCACAAAGGCAAGAAAAGGGGCACCCAAGAUGAAGUAUCCAUAUUUUUAUUCGACGUAACUAAAAACUCUGAGACACUAUUCGAUAUAGCUAAAGCCUCGUUGAAGAAAUUGAAGACUAUGCGACACCCAAGCCUUUUACAUUAUUUAGAUAGCUGUGAAACUGAGAAAUUUUUAUAUGUAGCCACAGAAUAUGUUGAGCCCUUAGCGAUACACAUAGAGAAUAUGACGCUGGACGGCCAGCAGCGGGAUCUGUUCCUUGCAUGGGGGAUAUUCCAAAUUACUAGAGCAUUAUCAUUCUUUAACAAUGAUGGCAAUGUGAAACAUAACAAUGUGUGCCUUUACUCAGUAUUUGUCACCCUCGCGGGUGAAUGGAAGCUGGGUGGGUUCGAGUUCCUCACUGCACACGGACAAGACACCAACAACCCUUUACCUAUUAAGAUAUUACCUGCCCUAGAGAUAUACGAUCCACCUGAGAAGAAGGAUCCUAGCAAAUUGAAGACUGUUACUAAAUGUUCAACAGACAUGUGGGGUCUGGGCUGCCUGAUCUGGGAGGCUUUCAACGGCCCGCUGUCCAACCAACCCUCGCUCAAGACUGUGGACAAGAUCCCUAAGCAACUGUGCACGUUGUACUGUGAGCUAGUCAGCGCCAACCCUGCGUCUAGACCCAACCCUGCCGAUAUUAUUACAAGAUGUCGAAAGCUCGGUGGCUAUUUCAAGAACGAUCUAAUAGAUACAAUGCUCUUCCUAGAAGAGAUCCAAAUCAAGGACAAAGUGGAGAAGGCCAAAUUCUUCUCCACAUUGAGUAGCUAUCUAGACAGCUUUCCUGAGGCGGUGUGUGUGCACAAGAUCCUGCCUCAGUUACUCACGGCUUUCCACUAUGGGGACGCUGGCUCAGCAGUGUUGGCACCUAUGUUUAAGUUAGGUAAGCUGUUAAGUGAAGAAGAUUACCAGAAGCAGAUAGUCCCGUGCGUGGUGAAACUGUUCGCGUCCAACGACAGGACCACGCGCUCGCGUCUCUUGCAGCAGCUGGACCAGUUCAUACACCAUCUGCAGAACUCUACCGUAAACGACCAAAUAUUCCCUCAAGUGGUGCACGGGUUCCUAGACACGAACGCCAUAAUCAGAGAGCAGACGGUCAAGUCGAUAGUGCACUUGGCGCCUAAGCUCAACUACAACAACAUCAACGUGGAAGUGCUGCGACACUUCGCCAGGCUGCAGUCCAAGGACGACCAGGGAGGCAUCAGAACGAACACAACAGUCUGCUUAGGCAAAAUAGCAGCACACUUGCAUCCGCAAAUACGACAAAAAGUCUUAGUGUCGGCGUUCGUUCGCGCCACACGGGACGCGUUUCCACCGGCCAGGCAAGCCGGCGUGCUUGCCCUGGCCGCUACACAACAGUACUUUUUACUGGCUGAGGUGGCUAACAGAGUGCUACCGGCACUGUGUCCAUUGACUGCGGACCCCGAGAAACAGGUUCGAGAUGCAGCAUUUAGAACGAUAAAAGGAUUUCUCGGAAAAUUAGAAAAAGUAUCAGAGGACCCCAGUCUGAAAGAAGGAAUGGAGGCGGAUGUCCACACAGCAACGCCAUCUCUAAGCAACGCGGCCGCGACGUGGGCGGGCUGGGCGGUCACCGCGGUCACGGCCAAGUUCUACCGCUCGCACUCCGAUACCGCGAGGGUGCAGCACGCGCCGAAGUCCGUACUGUCCAAACCGGGCUCGCUAGAGCAACCGUCAUCGAGCAGUAUGUCCACAACGACGUCAUCAGUGACGUCGAUGACGUCACUGGAGCACAGCGAGUCUGCCUCAGACUAUGAUCCUGAACACUGGGACAUGACUGCGUGGGGAGAAAUCGACUCCAGUGCUGGUACCACAGCGGCUAGUGCGAAAUCGCCGGGCAGCAGCGGCAGCGCGCAGGCCACGCCCGGCCUGGCCGCGCUGUGCGAGGACGAGUGGGACAACGAGGAGUGGGGAACACUGCAGGAACAGCCGGCAGCCGAAGCAGAACUAGCGAGUCCCUCAGAAACGUGGAACAACUCGACUUGGGUGGAACCAAACGUCAACAACGCGAACGCAACAAUGGUCCGCGGCACGCAGCGCGCCGAGCACAGGCCGGCGACGCAUCAGAACAGCAACGACUCGCUCGGCGGCUGGGAGGACGGCGAGUUUGAGCCCAUCGAGGAGAACGCGGACGAAAACAACGCAUCCAAAAUGGACGAACUACGUCGUAAACGGGAAGAGAGAAAGCUGCAACGUCAGAGAGAGAUGGAAGCUAGGCGCAGCGCGCGCGGACAGGGACCCAUGAAGCUAGGCACCAAAAUCCCCGCCCCACCACCCUUCUAGGCUCUACAUUCCCUCACUCACACUAUUCUUAAGUUAUACAGUGUGACUAAUUAUUGAUAUAAAAAAAUCAUAGAUAAACACUAAAGAAUGUUUCAAAAAUUCUGAAAAAAAGUUUUGUUCGUUGCUCUUGCUUAGUGUUGAAAAUCUUUUCUCCUGAACUAAGUUAUGAAAAAUUUGAGCUUGCUUUUAAUUUUAGGGAGACUUAAAAUUCACAUUUGAUGAAAUUUGGCAAGUAUUUGAAAAGUCAAUGCACACCUUUUUUAUUGAGAGAUUUUAUUGCGCUUGUCGACAAUGAUGCUUAAUAAAAAGCCAUGACGAGGUCUAAAUUACCUUUAUUAUUUUAGGUCAGUUAAUUAAUAACGCGUCACCGCCUUUUUGCUAAAAAGCAUUUAACCCCGAAAAGUAGUGAUUGAGUUAUCGCCAAAAUACAUGGGAAAUUUUGAAAACUGAUUUUUCUAAAAAAAACGUUUGCUACGAAUACGGAAUAAGGUUCUUAAUUAGUUUUCAGUUUGGUCCAAUGUACUUUUUUGAAAUAUCAGAACCUAACAAAAAUGUAAGACUGCCUUGGCACUCUGUAAAAUAUCUUCCAUCUUGUAUUAUUUUCCUGUGUAUAUCAUAUAUAUGUCCAAUAAAGGUAUCUUAAUAAAAGUAAAAUCUGGUUUUCUAAAUUAUUAAACAUUUUUUUUAAAUACCCAUGUCCGUAUGCGAUAACUCAAAAACUAUUUUUUUGGGAUUAGCCGCUUUUUAACAAAAGGGCGGUAGCGUUAAGUGUAGUAGUAUAAUCUUGAAUUUUUUAUAUCAAUGAAGUGUAGUCAAAAGUUCUAUUUUGAUCAUUAAACAGACUACGGUUAUUGAAAGGCUUAUUUUCUUUUUUUGUCAACGAUAGCUGUAAGGGUACCUGUCCAUUGGAACGGAUUAGAUUUGUGUUUCAACCAAACAUUAUUGAGAAGUGACGUCAUGAUACAUCACUACAAGAUUUCAUUUCUCAAUUUUUUAUGGAAAUGUACCUAUGGACUAAGAGCCAGCGCGUGCCAGACCUUCGUUAUUUUAUAAAAGCUCAAAAUUCCUCUGCGUAUUGUCCUCAACACAGGGACGAACUAUUCACGAGUAUGAAGUUUGUGUCAUAGUGGCUUUGGGAGAAAACAGGUAGUGAAGGUGUAAAAAUCUUACAUCAAAGUAUAAAGUCUAUUUUUUUUUUCGAAAUUCAUUGCCAGAAACUUAAUAUCGUGGCAAUCCCCUGCCAUCUUCUUUUUUUUAUUCAGAUACAAGUUAGCCCUUGACUGCAAUCUCUCCUGGUGGUAAGUGAUGAUGCAGUCUAAGAUGGAAGUCGGUUAACCUGGAAGGGGUAUGGCAGUUUUUUCUUUUAAAGACGUUGCCACGACACUAAAUGCCUGGCAAUGCAGGAUGUGAUUUCGAAUACUAUUCUGAAGAAAAUAUAAAAAAAAAAAUAGGACUAUACUUUGACGUAAGAUUUUUUACACCUUUGUUGCCUGUUAUCUGCCAAAGCCGCCAUGUUCCAAACUUCAUAGUUGCUGAUCGUUCCUCCUUGUGUUAGGGACUAUACGCGGAGAAACUUCGUUUUUAUAAAAUAACGAAGGUCUGGCACGCGCUGGCUCUCUCUCUCUACAAUAAGAUGUUGCCCGAUUUAAAACAUUUGUUUUGUUCAAACUCGAAUCUUAUCAUAUGAGUCCAUCAGAUUAUGUAAUGUAUUUAUCACAUUUGUAAAUUUGAAUGUGAAUAAAAUGACAAAAAAAUGCAAAAAAUUUGAUAAUUGGACCAAAAAUGUCAUGUAGCGUGUGUAUUAGAAUUUGUAUUUGAUAUUAGAUUAAUAAAUUAUAUUAUUUUUUUUUGU
Messenger RNA from Maniola jurtina (meadow brown), 4557 nucleotides. It is a transcript of the gene yata, whose product is annotated as N-terminal kinase-like protein. The record is from RefSeq and is a predicted model, not a curated record. Gene Ontology annotation, molecular function: ATP binding; protein kinase activity. NCBI's taxonomy places the organism in Eukaryota, Metazoa, Arthropoda, Insecta, Lepidoptera, Nymphalidae. The transcript has 13 exons. Bases 270 to 2705 code for a protein of 811 amino acids. Gene Ontology annotation, biological process: protein phosphorylation.